GCACAUUGGCGGAGGUUGCGAACAACACAGCGCUGGCUGUGGUUGUGGUUGUGCUCCAGUGUCAAGUGUCAUCACACGUACACACACCUACCACGCACACUGCUGUCACGUACACAGCUCUCGGGCACAUCGCUCGCAAGCACGACUCACGGCAACUGACCAACGGUGGUCAAGCAAAACAGAACAAGCACACCAGCCAGCAGCUCGACGAUGGCUUUGCUGCCUGUGUUGGCGCUGAUUCUGGUGGCGGUGGUUGAUGCUGCUGAGGUGUGUCACGGAACACCGGCAGACCGGUUGCCAAACAUUCUGCACCUUGUGGCAGAUGACAUGCGACCGCAGCUGGGCGCCUACGGGCACGAGUACAUGAUCACGCCAAACAUCGACGCACUGGCACAACGGUCCCUCCUGUUCGACUUUGCGUACACCCAGUUCGCCUACUGUGCACCGUCGCGCAACUCCUUCAUGUCUGGACGCCGGCCAGACCGCACCCGUGCCCUGAACUUUCUCACCACCUUUCGCGAAGCCCCAGGAGGCAAGAAUUGGACGGCAAUGCCACAGUUCUUCAAGAAGCAAGGGUACUUCACGUCGGCAGCAGGCAAGGUCUAUCAUGACGGCAUGGACGACCCACCGUCGUGGUCAUAUCCUUCGAAUCAGACAAAGUGGAUUGAGUGCCAGCCGGGUGACAUCCACGACCCCCACUUCAACUACUGCGGCGUGACCAAGGACAGCUUGAUCCAGUACACAGACGAGGACCUGGCGUUGACGGAAGGCCUCAAGCGCAUGGAGCUCGCUCAUCAGUCUGGCAAGCCCUGGUGGGUGUCCAUUGGUGUUCAUCGUCCACACACGCCGUACCGCGUCCCCGCUGGCUUCUACGGCUCUGAGCUCUAUCCGUUUGACGUUGCGCCGCCCAAGCACCGGUACCCUCCGCAAAAUGUGCCUUAUAUGGCUGGAAACUGGGCAGACGGCGACAUCAACGAUCCUGCGCAUGGCUGUCCUUCUUGCGUUGUUCCAGACGAGCGCUCAGUCGAAUACCGAAAGUGGUACUACGCUGCAGUCACGUGGACGGACCACAGCCUGGGCCGCGCCAUCCGCAAGCUGGAGGAGCUUGGUGUCGAGAACAACACCAUCAUCGUCUUCCACAGCGACCACGGGUACCAGCUUGGCGAGCUGAACGAGUGGUCAAAGAAGACGGAUACAGAGCUGGCCGUGCACGUGCCGUUUAUGGUGCGUGUGCCGUGGAAGCAGAACAGCAUUGGCAAGCGCACAAAGGUGCGGGCGGAGCUUGUUGACCUGUACCGCACCCUCGCUGACCUGGCAGGUCUCGGAGACCAUGUGGAGGAUGGGGUACAAGGCACGUCGCUUGCAGGGGCGUUUGAUGACCCCGACGCGCCGCCGCAUAAGCUACAGACGAAGCUGGCCUACUCCCAGAUUGGCCGGUGCGCGUGUGCACUGUUUCCAAAGUACAACGUGACGCAGUGCGAUGCCAACGCGUGUGCGCACGUGCCGCUGCCCGCCUUUGACUUCAUGGGCUACACGAUGCGGACAGGGGACUACCGGUUCACAGCGUGGGUGCCCUUCGACAACACCACCAUGCGCGUGGACUGGAACAGAACGGCAGCAUACGAGCUGUAUGACCUGACAGCAGACACGGGCCGGGACUUUGACUUUGACGGCUUCUCAGUCAAUCUGGCAAACAACGCAUCGUACGCCACACUUGUCGGCAACUUCAGCCAGCAGCUGCAGCACGCUGUCAACACGUGGGACUGACCUACG
Salpingoeca rosetta is the source of this 1773-nucleotide messenger RNA. Its product is annotated as iduronate sulfatase. The transcript is spliced from 5 exons. NCBI's taxonomy places the organism in Eukaryota, Choanoflagellata, Craspedida, Salpingoecidae. The record is from RefSeq and is a predicted model, not a curated record. Gene Ontology annotation, molecular function: iduronate-2-sulfatase activity. The coding region runs from base 211 to 1767 and encodes 518 amino acids.